Messenger RNA from Planococcus citri (citrus mealybug), 3021 nucleotides. RefSeq lists its product as uncharacterized. The coding region runs from base 201 to 2186 and encodes 661 amino acids. The record is from RefSeq and is a predicted model, not a curated record. NCBI's taxonomy places the organism in Eukaryota, Metazoa, Arthropoda, Insecta, Hemiptera, Pseudococcidae. The transcript is spliced from 2 exons.
AGGGGGACUUCUAUUAUCAGUAUUAGUCAUUCUCUCAUAUCAUAUGUGGUCUGGAACUGUCAGAACUGAAGUGAAUUGUGUAGUGUAUUUUCUUUUCUCUCUUCGCAAAUAUCCAACUUCCUGAAUAAUAACACACCUGGAAAUUCUUAUUACAGGGCUCGCUUUCACAUCAAUGGUGAUUAAUUUGAUUUAAUUUCGAAAUGGCCAAAGUCUUGAACAAUAUCUACGACCUACUUUACCCUAGUCCGCCAGCUCUGCAAGAUCUCGCAGCAAUCGCAAUCGCAGCAAAAAUGUGGCAUAAAAGAACAAUCGAGAUAUUAUGUGAUAGUAAUGCUUCAGACGAUGACAAGGCGAAUUGUUUUUGGUCUGAAGUUUCAUUGCGCAGUGAACUCCCUGAGCUACCAUCUACCAUUCUUUCCAUCGUGGAAGGAUAUUUUGAUAAAGUUCGAUUUUCAUAUUCUGGUUAUUCCCGUGAGAAUUCGGUCGAGACUUUCCACGAUAUCGUUUGCAAUUUCUACGGAACUAUUGAUAAUGAUAAACGCGCGAAACUUGCGAUGUUGAGUGAAGAAGUCAGCGAUGUCGAGAAGUUCAAGAUUGCUUGUAGAUUUUGCUUGGAGGAUGAUAUAAAACGAAUUUGGCCAUCUGUAUCAGACUCGGAAGACUUGAACUUGGAUGAUGAUCAUUUACAGUUUCAUCGUGAUCCUUUGUUGUAUUACUGGGUUUACCGUCUAAGGGAUCAGUUGCAUAAAAUCCCCUUAUCAGAUUUUGGUUAUGCUACUAUCGAUGGAAAAGAAAUUCAAAUUUUUGAUCAUAAUUGGUCUGCCGUCGAGUACUUUUGGAACCGUUUGAAAGUUGCAGACCGAAAAGAAAGUGCAGCUCAUUUACUUAAACAUAGGGGACAGAUAUUCUGUAGGUAUAUAUUUGCAAGAUUGACCGAGGAUGAACUUAAUACAUUGAUGACUGAAAGAAGGGAUAGUUUUUUGUGUACUAUAUUGAAUAGUGAUUUCCAUGCUUUGAACUCAGACGACGACAUCGCUGGGGGUUGCAUUCUAGCUGUAUGGGAAUAUAUUAAACAUAAAGUAAGUGAAAGAGAUUUUAUUUGCGCGGUAGGAGAGAUUAUAAAGAAUCAGGCUAUACCCAUGGGUGACAUUUGGAGCGACGAAUCUUUCUCUAACGAAUUUUGGAAUUGUACACCAGAUCAUUUAAAACAGGUUGCUAUCCAUGAUGUUUUACUUGAUCGAUCUUUAUUCGUGAAGAAUAACCCUAGUGAUCACAGAAAUAAUUGGCUUAUAUGGUCUGUUUUGACUGAUGCACUCUUUGAAGCUAGAAGCGCUUUUUGGAACGCAAAUUUCCAUGUCGUAUUACCUGGUACGAAAAUGGAAGAUUUGCAACAAUUUCUCACCCUAUGUUGCGAGACUGAAAGUGACAUUAUUUUGUUCAAAAAAAAUCACAUGUCUAAAUAUGAAAACGUUGGACAAGUCUGCUUGGAAUACCUGAAAAAAUUCAGUUUCGAUGAAUUGAACCAAUAUUUAAAUUUUUGCUGCGUGGAAAAGGAAACCAUUUCAGCUUUAAAACUCGAGUUGUUAACUGAUUACCUAAAUUUUCUCCAUAACAAUUAUCCCCCUAUGCGCAGAACUGGUACAGAGAACAAUAUCAUUGGUCAUAUUCAUUCCCUGUGUGCGUUCAUCGAUGAUGUUUAUAACGAUAUCGACCUCGCAGCUGAUUUCAAAACUCAGGUCUUGUUGGCUCCUCGAACGAUCGAACUUCUAGCUAGAUAUGUCAUUGAGAAUCACCUUGAGGAAGUAAUGCCGUUUGUCGACUCAUUUGCGGUGUCUGAGGAAGCGGCGAUUAAUUUUAAACAUGUUUUGGUGCCUUCUCUGGUGAAUCUCCUGUCAACUGGAGAUCUUUUUUAUUUCAAAUUUGAUAAUGACUGCUUUGAAAAUUUUAUGCGAUGGUGUUUUGGAAGUGACGAUGAGAUCUCAGCAUUUAAACGAACUGUUCCUGUUGAUGAAAUCGUCCGAAAUCUCUUAGAAGGCCAGAGCUACAUCCAGGAUUGCGAUUAUGAAGAUUUAUGUAAAUUUUAUUCUGACCUCGACAAAUUUUUAGAAUGGGUUUUUUCCUCUCCCGAGGAAGUUGCAGAGUUUAAAAAGAAGUUAGAUGGGUUUGAGGAAUACACUAAAUUGUGAAAGUAGUCCAGCAUUUUUUAUAUAUUUAUUGUAAGUAUUUUUAUGUAAAGAUUAUUGUUUGUUCUUUUGUUACAUAUUUUAGAAAUAAAUUUUGAUUAAAAACACAAAAAAAAAUUGUUUCACUAAAAUUAAUCAUUUGAAAUGCCUGGAGAAAAUUUUAAAAAAUCUCUGAAGGCUCCUCAAUGCUCCAAAACUAGUACUUGUUAAUGUGCGAGGGUUGAAUUGGAGAAAUCGUUUAGAUUGCUUCACCUCGGUCAAAAAAAAUUAUGUUUCAUGGCGAAAGAAAAGUCGCCCAUAACAUCGACUUUUGAAAUUUAUUAAUUUUUCAAAAAAUCUCCAAAAAUUAACUUCAGCCGGUCACAAGGGUUUCAGGACAAUCAGGACAUGCUCUUUCCACCUAAUAGCUUGGUUUGCAUUUAGUUUGCAUUCAAAUCGAAGAGUGCCAGUUCAAAAAGUUCAUUCAUGGGUGAAAAAAACACAUACCUACAAAUAAUUAGCAAAUAGUAUCUAAAAUAUUCAACAAAAUAGUUUAUUUUCAUUACAAGAUCAAAAUAAUGCUCAUUAACUUUGGUAUUAAAUUCAAAAUAUUGUUACAUAUUUUCGAUAAAAUUAUUAAAAAUAUACGAUGAAAGUAACAAUAAAAACAUAGAUAUUAUUUUGCUAAAAAGUAUUAAGGUAUAUACAUUUACAAAAAUUAACUAAAAUACGCGUUCGAUCAAUCAACUGUGCCAUCCACCGCUCAAAAAAAUACUGCAAAAAAUCAAUCGUGUUCGUAAAAAACCAAAUUAAAAAAAAAACUGAAUCUAGCUCGAUUAGAUUUUAACUCGUACUUAAU